This is a messenger RNA of Paramecium pentaurelia, 1648 nucleotides long. The record is from the annotation of a GenBank genome assembly. Lineage: Eukaryota; Ciliophora; Oligohymenophorea; Peniculida; Parameciidae.
AUGUCUAAGUCAAAUAAAGGAUUAAAUCAAAGUUAGGAUGUAUUAGCAUAGGAAUUGGAUGCAUAAAGAAGAGAUAGAAUGAAAGCAAUAUCGACUCAUAAAAAUAUGAAGGAUCGUCUUGAUAGAAUGUAAUAAUUGUUGCAAUAGGUUAUUAGGGAAUAGGAAAGAGAUAAAUUUGGGAUUGAGAAUUUAAUAGUGAAAAGGAAUUUAACUGAUGAAAAAAAAGAAUUUAUAGAUUUGAUUGAAUUUCAUAAAAAAGAAAAAGAGGAGUUAAGAGAAGAAAAAUAAAAAAUAGAGUACGAGUUUGGGGUAUUACAAAGGAAAAUGUUUGAUAUAGAUGAAGAUUAUAGUAAGAUGAAGUAUUCAUUCAACUAGAAAAAAUGAUGGAUAAAUAAAGACAACUCUUUGAGGCAGAUAAAUAACCAUUACUUGAUAAAAUAAAGUUUUUGGAAGCCAGAUUAGAAAAAAUUGAUGGUUUUCUUUAAACAAAGGCAGAUUUAGAAAGUGAAAGAGAAAAACUGAUAGAAACAUUAGCAUAAGAAAGGAAGGAUAAAUAGAGGGAAUUGGCAGAUAAGGAGAAAGAAAAAGUAAAGGAAACAAGUAAAGAAAUUAUUAUGUAUUGAAUAGAUCAAUUAAGGAAAGAAAUGGAAACUAAAGUUUAGGAAACUAAGUUAUCAGAACGGGCAUAAUAAAAAGAAUAAUUGGAGACAACAACUAGAUUAACAGUUUUAUAAAAUUAUUAAAUGACUACAGAAUUAGAUUAUCAAUCAAAAUAGACAGCAAAAUUAUUGGGAAAAGAUUCAAAAUUAUAAGAAUAAGUAACAAGUUUAAAGAGAGAUAUAGAAAUACAUAAAUAAGUUGAAUAAGAAUUAGCAAAGAGAUCUCAUUUUUCACAGAAAUUAAUUAAGAAAUUGACAGCAAGGAUAAAGGAUUUAGAAGAUUAAUUAGAAUAAUAAAAUAUAGAACAGUAGGAAUUAACUCCUUAAUAGACUCUUUAAGAAAUGGAAAAGAUGAAAGAAACAGAGAUUAUUUAAUUAGAAAAGAAAAUAGCAUAAUUAUAAAAUGAUAAUGAAAUAUUGAGAAAUGAGAAUAAUCAUUUACUUACAAAAUUAGAUACAAUAAGAUUGGAGGAGAAUAAAUUUUCUAAUUUAUCAAUUAUUUUAGCAAGUAAUUUAGAAUAUUUAAAGAAUAAUUCCAAUGAAGAAAUUAGUGAAGUUAUUGAUCUAUAGGAAUUGUAAAUAAUAAUUUUUUAUUAUUUUUUAGAAGAGAAAAGAAUAUAAAUGAUUGGACAUAAAAUUAAAAAAUAACAAUAAUGAGUAUUUUGUUAAUGUAAACAUAACAAUAUUUGACAAAGAAAAAUUUAAAUUUAUCAGAUACUAAUUAGAUUAAUAUUAAUAAUACAAUGACUGAGAAUGUUACUAUAGUAGAUAAUACAAAUAAAUCAUUUUAUUUUCCAAGUAUUUCAUAAAUUUAUUGUUUAGAAAUAAAAUAAGAAGAAGACCAAACAUCCCAAUUAAGCUUUAGGAAAUUUUAAGGAGUACCACUCGAUAUUAGUAAUUCAAUUGUUAAAAAUAACUUAAGAGAUUGGGGAAAACAAUCAGUAUUAUAGCAAUCCAGUUAAUUAUUACGAAAAUAUAAGUUAAAAUGA